AUGGAUAAUUACACGUUGGCUCCUGAUAAUGAGUAUGAUGUUCUCAUUGAAGGUGAUCUGACAAUCAAUGACAUAGAACAAUGUGACAAAUAUGAUGCCAACGUUCUCCCAGCUCAGCUGGUACCGAAGCUAUAUUCCCCCGUGUUCGUGAUCUGUCUUCUGUACAAUCUCUUGGUUAUGCUUAUCCUGAUAAAAUACAAAGGACUUCGGCACAUGGAGAAUAUCUAUUUCCUAAACUUGGCCGUUUCCAAUUUGUUAUUCUCACUUACCCUGCCGUUCUGGGCUUACACUGCCUCACAUGGGGGGAUUCUCGGAGAUCCCAUAUGUAAAAUUCUCAUUGGCAUCUAUUUCAUAGGUUUGUACAGUGAGGCUUGUUUCAACAUGCUUCUCACAGUGCACAGGUACCUGGUGUUUUUUCAUGUGCAAAGCAUUUCCUUGGCAGCCAAGACAGUGCCCUGUGGCAUCUUUACCAGUGCCUUUGUGUGGAUGGUGGCCGUUCUGGUGACUUUGCCUGAGUGCAUAGUUUACAGACCUCAGUUGGGAAGACAGGAAGACAAGUGCUCACCUAGCAAAUCUCGUUUUCUGCCAGCUGAUGAGACAUCCUGGAAGCAUUUUCUAACCUUAAAGAUGAACAUUUUAGGACUUCUGUUGCCACUGUUUGUUUUUAUAUUUUGCUACGUGCGAAUGAGGAGAACACUAAGGUUGAAGGAGAUACGGUAUGACCUUUUCAAGCUUGUUUUUGCCGUCAUGGUGGCUUUCCUUCUGAUGUGGGCACCCUAUAAUAUUGCACUUUUCCUGUCUACUUUCAAAGAAUAUUUCUCCCUGAAUGACUGCAAGAGUAACUAUGGCCUGGACAGGGGUGUUCAGAUAACGGAAAUCAUAGCCACCACCCACUGCUGCGUCAACCCUCUCCUCCACAUGUUUGUUGACCAGGCCUUUAGGAGACACCUGUGCCACUUGCUCCCCUUGAAAAAUAACACUCCACUGCAACCCAGAGAGGAAUCUGGACAAGAUGCAUUAUGGGAGCAACACAGGCAUUCCACCAGAGUAUGA
This is a messenger RNA of Orycteropus afer afer, 1053 nucleotides long. It is a transcript of the gene CCRL2, whose product is annotated as C-C motif chemokine receptor like 2. Gene Ontology annotation, biological process: chemotaxis; immune response; G protein-coupled receptor signaling pathway. The record is from RefSeq and is a predicted model, not a curated record. Gene Ontology annotation, molecular function: chemokine receptor activity. NCBI's taxonomy places the organism in Eukaryota, Metazoa, Chordata, Mammalia, Tubulidentata, Orycteropodidae. Gene Ontology annotation, cellular component: membrane; cytoplasm.